CCAGGCGGGUACCAACAGACGGCUCGACAGUUGGCCCCCAACAUAACAGUUAUUUUCAAACUUCAGGACUAAACUCACCCGAUUAAAUUCACAUCCACUCGAUCUCCUAAAAUAUCAAAUACAUACUGAUUUAAUUGACAAAAAAAAAGUUGGAUUAAAACGUCAAAAUGGUCGCUAAAGACCCGAGGAAGGAGUUGGUGACGGAGUCGAUGAACCCGUACGAGAAACCGCCCAGUGUGACCACAGGACAGUCUAUUAAAAAUUUUCUGUAUAAUCCACAAACAGGCGCUGUUUUGGGAAGGACACCCAGUAGCUGGGGAAAAAUUGGUAUAUUUUAUUUGAUCUUCUACGGAGUCCUCGCUGCCCUAGUCGCCAUCUGUUUUUUCAUAUUCUUCCAAACGCUGGAUCCAAGAGUUCCAAAAUGGCAGCUAGAAAGAUCACUGAUUGGUACAAAUCCAGGAUUGGGAUUUAGGCCAAUGCCACCAGAGGACAACGUCGAGAGCACGCUGAUCUGGUUCAAAGGCAGUAAUCGAACAAAUUAUAAUUACUGGGUUACAUCGCUGAAAAACUUUCUAGCGGAUUAUAAGAAACCAGGUUCUUCUCCUGGUCGUGGUCAGAACGUAGUUAACUGUCGGGAUGGCAAAAUAAUAGAACCUUGGCAAGUCUGUGUAGUGAAUGUGCGAGACUGGCAUCCGUGUACUGAGGAAAAUUUCUUCGGAUAUCAUACCUCGAGUCCAUGUGUCUUCCUAAAGCUGAACAAAAUUUACGGAUGGAUGCCGGAAUAUUACAACACCACUGAAAAUCUUCCUCCAGAUAUGCCUAAGCAGCUCAACGCAACGAUCCAUCAGUUGGUGCAAGAAAAUUCACUGCAGCUGAAUACGAUAUGGGUUUCAUGUGAGGGAGAAAAUCCUUCUGAUCAAGAAAAUAUUGGAGUUGUCAAGUACUAUCCGAAGCAGGGCUUCCCGGGUUACUUUUAUCCGUAUUACCAUAGUGACGGAUAUCUCAGUCCUCUCGUUGCUGUUCAGUUCGAACGUCCACGACCUGGAAUUCUCAUCAACAUUGAGUGCAAAGCCUGGGCCAGGAAUAUCAAGCAUCACAGGAACGACAAAAUAGGUUCGGUACAUUUUGAGCUCUUGGUUGAUUAAUGCAAUCAGUGUUCAAUAAAACGUUCCUCAUCAUGCACUUUGUGAGAUUAAAGUCAAUUUACAAAAGAAAUCGGGAAUCUCCGAGAAACCUGAUCAUUAAGGUCUGAGAAACGAAAUUUUCAUUAUUUCUUCCGAAGCGCCUUAUUUUUUAUGACAACAUAUUGUUAAGUGAUUCAUCUCACCCAAAGUCUGAACAAAUGUCAAUCCUACUCUAGAAAAUUAUUGAAAUUUCAUCACCGAAACUGUCAGAAAUGCCGAAGAUAUUGGAGCAGCUUUUAGAAAAUCUCAUCUUCAUAUUGUAUCGGUAUUCGAUGAUAUUAAUUGUGUAAUUUAUAUGCGUAUCGUCGUCACAUUACAUGUAAAUACCUGAUGAAGGACAAAAAAUUUGAUACGGAAUUUAUAAAAAAUGGAGUCUAUGAUAUCAGUUAUGAAGUGGUACAACGCAAUAAGUGGAAGUGUUUCGGCAAUCAGUAAGUUCAGAAGAAUAUUGAGAAAUUCUUUUUUAUCACACGCUGCGGAAAAGUAAAGUUUUAGACACGUUUCAUAUUCUUUCGCCUCUUUUCCCCAUAUUGUGAUGAAAAUAACGUUUCAUACACGUGAGAAAAGUAGUUUUUGGCUCGCGGGUUUAUAUUACUGGUUCCCAGCUUGUACUGCAACAUUUCCGCAGUCAAAAAAGCCCUUUUCUGCACUCGUAUCGAAAUAUAUUUCCAUAUUUUCUGUGAAAAAAAUAUUCACGAGAGGAAUCCACAAUUGGAGAAAAUGCAAAGAAUGGGCAACUACGUUUUAUCACUUCAUCACACAAAUAACUUCGUUUUAUCUCUGAGUGAAUAGUUUGUAGAUUUUUUCGAUAAUUAUACAAUGUAUUUGUCUUUUUGAACAUCGUGUGUCUCGAUUGAUCUAAUGGAUCUGUGAUUUUUACCAUACAUAUGAAUCUCCCCAGAAAAUUAUUUUUAAAAAUGAAAUAAUGUCUUUGAAAUUAAUACUCCAUGCACGUUUAUAUAUGAGAAUAUCUAUCCUUUAUUAUUAGGUAGAAAAUGUUGUUGCAGACUCUUUGGAAUGAAAAUAAUAUUUUAAGGAAUAAAAAAAUCUACUGCCAUCACAAAUUAUAAUUUAUA
Molecule: messenger RNA, 2260 nt
Organism: Diachasmimorpha longicaudata
Lineage: Eukaryota; Metazoa; Arthropoda; Insecta; Hymenoptera; Braconidae
Product: sodium/potassium-transporting ATPase subunit beta-2-like
Exons: 6
Coding region: 168-1145 (325 amino acids)
Biological process (GO): intracellular sodium ion homeostasis; intracellular potassium ion homeostasis; potassium ion import across plasma membrane
Cellular component (GO): sodium:potassium-exchanging ATPase complex
Molecular function (GO): ATPase activator activity
Source: RefSeq, a predicted model, not a curated record